Molecule: messenger RNA, 1760 nt
Organism: Calliphora vicina (urban bluebottle blowfly)
Lineage: Eukaryota; Metazoa; Arthropoda; Insecta; Diptera; Calliphoridae
Gene: Ude
Product: Uracil-DNA degrading factor
Exons: 3
Coding region: 187-1176 (329 amino acids)
Source: RefSeq, a predicted model, not a curated record
CACUAUAUGACUAAAUGACUGGCUGUUUGGCUGCUUAAUAAUUAAACGAAAUAUUUUUGUCAAAUACAUUUUAUUUGAAUACUUUUGUAUUCAGUUGUAUUUUAACGUUGAGUGUUAAAAGACGUCUUCUUAUUAAAUUCAAAAAGAAAAAGAAAAACUGAAAUUCAUUUUUACAAUAUAUUAAAAAUGGCUGAUAAUAAUGAUUCAAAAUUCGGUUUCAAAAACAAAGAAAAGGCUGAGGAAACCCUAGUCCUGUUGGAAAGUCACGAUAUGCAAUAUCGUAAAUUGACCGUGCGUGGUUUACUGGGCAGAGCCAAGAGAGUAUUGUCAAUGACCAAAGCCGAAGAUAAAGUUAAAAAUAUCUCUGAUGCUAUAGCAGUAUUUGAGAAUUGGUUAUCAGAGAAUGGUGGUGGUGCAGCCAACAAAAAUGCCAAAACCGAUAAUGAAGAUAAAGUAGAGACUGUACCUGGUUUGGGUUUCAAGGAUAAAGAGUCUGCCGAAAAGACCCUCAAAAUCUUAGAAGACCGUGAUCCAGAAUAUCAAAGACUUGCCGUCAAGGGACUUAUUGGCAGUUCAAAACGUGUACUCUCCGGCACUAAAAACGAAGAGAAAAUCCAAUCCAUCAAAGAAGGUGUCAAAAUUCUUGAAGAUUUCCUAGAGAAAUUCGAAACUGAGAAUCUCAUUAAGAACAAUAGAGCCUAUUUGGCAUACAGUAUAAUUGAACAAUUACCUCAGCCAGAAGAUGCUUUACAAGUGGAAUUCCUUAAAGCCUACGGUGGCCCUAAGGCUAAGGGUAAUUACAAACAUUUGCGCACCAUGCUACCCGAGGAUGAUGAUACAACCUAUGAUAUUCUACGUAACAGAAAUAUUACCAAAUUAUUGGCCAAACUAAAGGAAGAAGAUGCCAAACUGUUUGAUGAUGCUGGUAAACCCACCGAAAUUCACAUGCAAUUGAUACAUUGGGCCUAUAGUCCACAACCGGAUAAGGUUAAGAGUUAUGUGUCCACAUUGAAAAAGGCCAGUCCACCACCACAACCCAAAAAGGCUGAGAAACGUAAAUGUGUAGAAUCGGCUUCUUCUGCUUCCGGUUCGGGAUCUGGUUCGGAUGACAGUGAUAUGGAGGAUGCUAAAGAAGAGAAUGGUGAAUCUCCUGAAAAGAAGGCCAAGACUUCCUAAAUAUUUAAUGUAUUUGCGUUCCAUACAAAGUCAUUUACUAUAGUAGUACUUACAACUAAAUAGUUUUAAUUUAAAAAGAAAAUUUAAGUUAAAGGGAAUCUUCUCAAAAUAGGAAAAAACAAAACAAAACAAAUAAAACAAUAAAAAAAAUGUUGAAAGGUUUUAACAUGCCACACCAUUUAGAUAUAAUUAAGGGGUUAUUUAAGUUGAUGCCCUUAAUGUUUGAUGACACCUAGAAAUCAAUUUUUGCACGGUGUUUAUACCUAAACUCAGAGAAAUUUUGUAAAAAUAAAAUUCAAUUUAAGGUAUUCAAGUCAUAAAGCAAUAGAGUUAGAACUCUACUUAGAGUUGCUUUAUCGAUUAAAUACGCUUAACUUAAUUGUAUUUGUAUCUCGUAUCGUAUUGUAUACUUUUGUUUAUAUUUUAUGAAUAAUGUUUAAUUAACUAUUUAUAGUUUUACUCGUAUGAGUGUUUACAUACAUAUUUAAUAAUUAUAUACAAUAUUACAUUUUCAACAAUGUUAAUACAAUUACAAUUACAAAUACAUUACAACACUAUCAAUCGUUAUCAUAUCAAUCAAUUAA